AUGAUUGAUGCAAUUGAAGUGGAAAGCUUUUUUAAAGCAGGAUUCCUAGUGGAUACUACAUGUAAAUAUUUGGCAACGAGAAUAUGGCAAAUGGUAACAGCUCCAGAGUACUACAAAGGACCAACAGACAUGUCAGAUGCCAUUCAUGACUUAUACAUGCGAGCAAAUUUUCCAAUCAUCAAUGAACUUAUGUACGAUAUGAAUUUCACUCUAAACUUGAUUCAAGUAGAUUCUGGAGGCUGGAAGAAAAAUAAUUCUUUCAGUGGCCUGUUUGGCAAGUUCCAAAAUCAUUCCAUUGAGCUAGGAUGUACUGGAGCGUUAAUGCGCGCCGAAUGACUAGAGGUGGUAGAUUUCAUUACCGUCACAAUUUUGAUAAAAAGUAAAAUUAUUUUUCGACAACCUCCUCUAUCGAUUGUAUCGAACAUAUUUGAGCUGCCUUUCAGUAAGGGAGUUUGGUUAUCAUGUUUUGCAUUGAUGACUGUAUACUGGGUAUCUAUGACGGCAGUAUGCUAUUGCACGAAUGUGGAAUAUUUUACACCGCUGGAAUCCUUGCUUUACAUUAUAGGCACAAUGUGCCAGAGAGGCUCCGAAUUGAUACCACAUCAUAAUGGCACCAGACUUCUGAUGUUCUCGAUGCAGCUAACAGCUUUUUUCAUUGUAACAUCAUACUCGGCCAGUAUAGUGGCUCUCCUACAGAGUCCAAGUCGUGCGAUCUCCAGCGUUGCAGACUUAGCAAGGUCACCAUUAUCCGCGGGAGUGAUGGAUACAAUUUACGGGCGAGUGUAUUAUACAGAAGCACAAGAUUCGGAAGUAAAAGAACUAUAUUUAAAGAAGAUUAAACCUUUUGGCGAAAAGGCUUUUAUCGAAGCUGACGAAGGAAUCGCUCGUGUGAGAAAUGGACUUUUUGCAUUUGAGGCGGAAGAGAAUGCGGCCUAUAAACUGGUGAAAGAAACAUUUGAACCGCACGAUAUUUGCAAGCUGCAAGAACUUAGGGCCAUUAAUUUGCCCCCGUUUGGCAUUCCUAUAGUAAAGGGGAGCAGAUACCGUGAGAUCUUUCGGCAACGGUUGAUGUGGCAGCGUGAGGUCGGCAUAAUUAAAAGAUUCAACAUCAUUUGGAUUCAUCAUAAACCGCAAUGUGAAUAUUCAAAUGGUGGAUAUACAUCCGUUGGGUUGAUAGAAAUGCGUUAUUUAUUUUUGUUUCUUUCAUUUGGUCUGUUCGGUUCCUUAGUUGUACUUUUAGCUGAACGUACGUGGUAUAGUAAACAAUAG
Molecule: messenger RNA, 1269 nt
Organism: Anopheles darlingi
Lineage: Eukaryota; Metazoa; Arthropoda; Insecta; Diptera; Culicidae
Product: ionotropic receptor 75a-like
Exons: 3
Cellular component (GO): membrane
Molecular function (GO): ligand-gated monoatomic ion channel activity
Source: RefSeq, a predicted model, not a curated record